GAAGAAGAAGAAAAGGAAGAAGAAGAAGAAGAUGAAGAAGAAGACGACGACGACGACGACGACGACGAAGAAGAUGAAGACAUAAAAGAAGGAGAAGAAGAGAAUUAGUUUCACUUUUUUCUUGAUUGUUAAAGCAUUCCUCGAGACAGUCAGAGAGUGCUGAACCUGGACAAUGUUUCAAUGAAUCGUCUGGAUUCCUAACAAGAUGAUAGCGAGACUGCUGCACAGAGGAGACUUCCCUAGCCCUAUCUGUGUGUCCUGCAAGAGUGAUGCAUCAAAGGACCUUCACUUUGACUUUAAAGUAGAGCCCUUAUCUGCUGAAGAGAUAAUCCAGCUACAGAGCCCAGACUCACCCGAUCCUAGUUGUGCAUCAUGCAGGAGUGAUACAUCAAAGGAUAUUGUCAUCUUCUUUAAAAUACAUUCAUCAUCUCCUAAACAAAUACAUGAACAGAAAAGCUCUCAGAAGUGUUUCUGCCUACAAUAUAGUGAAGAUUGUGUAAAUCUGUGGGAGGAUGGAAAAGUGUUGGUAGAGGGACCAUUACCAGAUAUAAAGCAAGACCUUGACAAAGUUCACCUGAAGCAGCUAAUUGAUCAAAUUGUCAAAAAUGCUGAUGCUGCAGUUUGCCAACGUAAACUUAAAUCUGCGUUGACAAAUAAGUUUCAGUGUGUGUCUGAAGGGAUUGAUAAGGCAGGAAACUCAACUCCUCUGAAUAAGAUCUACACAGACCUCUACAUCACAGAGAGUGGAACCAGAAAGGUGAAUGAAGAACAUGAGUUUAGAUACAUCGAAACAGUUUCCAGAAAGCAAAACCGAGAAGAAGUGACAAUCGGACUGGAACAGCUCUUCAGAAGUUCACCUGGACAAAAUAACCCAGUCAGAACAGUGAUAACGAGGGGAGUGGCUGGCAUUGGGAAAACUGUCCUAACACAGAAGUUCACGCUGGACUGGGCUGAAAACAAAACCAACAAGGACAUCCAGUUCGUAUUCCCCUUCACAUUCAGGGAGCUGAAUGCUCUGAAAGGGAAAGAGUUCAGCUUGGUGGAACUUGUUCAUCAUUUCUUUACUGAAACCAAGGAAAUCUGCGGGUUUAAUGAGUUCCAGGUCAUAUUUAUAUUUGAUGGUCUGGAUGAGUGUCGACUUCCUCUGGACUUCAAAAACAAUGACAUCCUGACUGACAUUACCAAGCCUGUCUCAGUGGAUGCACUUCUGACAAACCUCAUCAGAGGGAAAUUGCUUCCCACUGCUCGUCUGUGGAUAACCACACGGCCUGCAGCAGCCAGUCGGAUCCCUCCUGACUAUGUUGACAUGGUGACAGAAGUCAGUGGGUUUGAUGACCCACAGAAGGAGGAGUACUUCAGAAAAAGAUUCAGAGAUGAGGAGCUGGCCAGCAAGAUUAUCUCCCAUAUCAAGACAUCAAAAAUCCUCCACAACAUGUGCCACAUCCCAGUCUUCUGCUGGAUCGCUGCUACAGUUGUGGAGAACGUCUAUAAGACAAGUCAGACCAAAGAGCUGCCAAAGACAAUGACUGAGAUGUACAUCCAUUACCUGCUGGUCCAAACCAAAGUUAAGAUGGUAAAAUAUGAUGGGGACAAUGAGACAGAUGAACACUGGAGUUCAAAGGGGAAGGAGAUGAUGAAGUCUCUGGGAAAACUAGCUUUUGAACAGUUGCAGAAAGGAAACUUGAUCUUUUAUGAAUCGGAUUUGAGAGAAUGUGAAAUCAGUGUCCAAGGUGCUUCAGAGUACUCUGGAAUGUUCACACAGAUUUUUAAAGUAGAGAGAAUGCUGUCUGAUGUCAAACUCUUCAGCUUUGUACAUUUGAGUAUUCAGGAGUUUCUUGCUGCUCUUUAUGUCCAUUUGACCUUUACAGAGUCUGGUGUCAAUCGUCUGAAAGAAAACACCCUGCCAACAUUGUCCACAUUGUGGAAGAAACCACCGAUCCUCAGCUUUUACCACAGUGCUGUGAACAAGACCUUACAGACACCAAAUGGGCACCUAGAUUUGUUCCUUCGCUUUCUGUUGGGACUUUCAGUGGAGACAAAUCAGAAACUCCUGCAUGGCCUGUUGAAACAAACGGAAGAAAGCUCUCAGAUCAAUCAGAAAACUGCCCAAUACAUUAAAGAGAAGAUUAACGAGAAUCUGUCUACAGAGAAAAGCAUAAAUCUGUUCCACUGUCUGAAUGAGCUGAAAGAUGGUUCUCUAAUGCAAGAGAUCCAGCAGUUCUUAUCUGCAGGAACACUACGCACUGAUAAGUUGUCUCCUGCUCAGUGGUCGGCCCUGGUCUGCUUCUUAUUAUCUUCAGAAGAAAAUCUUGAUGUAUUCGACUUCAGCAGAUUUUCUGUCUCUGAAAACAUUCUUCACAGGCUGCUGCCAUUGAUCAAAGUCUCAAAGAAAACUGUACUGACUUUCUGUGUCCUUUCACAAAGAAGUUUUGAAGCUUUGUCCUCAGUUCUCAGCACCAAGUCUGCUUUGAGGGAGCUGGAUCUUAGUAACAACAACAUGCAAGAUUCAGGAAUGAAACAGAUUGUUGAGGGACUGAAGAGCCCAAACUGCGUACUCAAAACUCUUAGAAUGAGUGGUUGCUCCAUCUCAGAGAGAAGUAUUGACAUCUUACAUCCACAGCUGAGCAGCUUAUCUCGACUGAGAGAGCUUGACCUGAGCAACAACAUCCUGCAAGGUUCAGCAGUGAAUAAGUUGUCUGAGGGACUGAGACAUUCAUUUUGUCAACUGGAAAUUCUCAGACUGAAUCUUUGUUGCCUCUCAGAAGCUAGUUGUGAAGCUUUGUCUGCAGUUCUCAGCUCCGGGUCUGCUAGCCUUAAAGAGCUGGACCUAAGUAACAACAACCUGCGGGAUUCAGGAGUGAAGCUGCUAUCAACUGGACUGGAGAGUUCAUACUGUAGGCUAGAAACUCUAAGACUGUCUGGCUGUAUGGUCACAGGAGAAGGAUUUGCUUCUGUGGCAUCAGCUUUGAAUUCCAACUCUUCCUGUCUGAAAGAACUCGAUCUGACCUACAACCAUUCAGAUGACGCUGGAGUAAAGCUUCUGUCUGCUAAUUUGAAGGAUCCACAGUCCAAGCUUGAAGUUCUCAGAAUACAUCCAGCUGGAGUCAAGUGGUUAACACCAGGACUGAGGAAAUAUUACUGUAAACUCACAGUCGACACAAACUCGGUGAACCGGAAUGUGAAACUUUCAGACAACAACACAAAGGCAUCCUAUGUGGAGGAGGCUCAGCCAUAUCCCGAUCAUCCAGACAGGUUUGAGAAGAACCAUCAGGUGAUGUGUUCAAAUGGCCUGACAGGUCGCUGUUACUGGGAGGUCGAACUGAUGGGAGGGGUUCACACUUCAGUGAGUUACAAAGGAAUUAUCAGGAGAGGAGAGGGAAAUGAUGGCUGGUUUGGUGGAAAUGACCAAUCCUGGACUUUGUUCUUUGAUGGCAAGUCUUACUCUCUUUGGCACAAUAAAAAAGGAAUAUCCAUCCCUUAUACCACAGUGGUCACUUCCACUUCAUCUCACAGAGUAGCAGUGUAUUUGGACUGGCCGGCAGGAACAUUGUCCUUCUACAGAGUCUCCUCGGACACAUUGAUCCACAUCCACACUUUCCACACCACGUUCACUGAAGCUCUUUAUCCAGGAUUUGGAUUGUGGUCUUGGGUCAAUCGUCCAAAAGGUUCAUCAGUGCAUUUGAUCGCUUUAUUUGAGUGAUCAGGUCUUUUAGCACAAUGAGACAGAGAGGUACCAAGCUUAUCAGCUUAACCAGCUUCUUUGCUAUGUUGACGUUACAAUUUACUUGCAGUAUGAUUUAACUCUUAUUUUGUUACAAUAUAAACUGUUUUGUCAAAGUUAUUUAUUCGUGUAUUUAUUCAUUUAUGUAUUUUUUUAAUGAAAUGCUUUUUAAUGGCAUGUAAUAGUAAAACUCAAUGAGCCAGUAAAUGAUGGUUAAGAAGCUUAUCCAGAAAUAUUCUUUGACAUUGUUAUAAAUAGUCUUUGUAUUUUAUGUAUAAAUGCUAAUUAUAUUUUCAGACAAGACUUGGCACUUACACACACUGCCAAAAUUACAAGGUUCAGAGCAUGUUGUCUUUUAAUCUUGAGUACAAAAGGUCAUUUAUUAGGAUAAAAUAAUAUCCAUUGGUGGUUUUGAAUGAUACUGAAAGAAUUUGAAUGUGACUCAAAGGAAUUAAUUCUGCUUAAAUAUUUCCAACCAGCACUUUUAGUACUCGAUCGAAUCUGUUUAUAUCAAAGAGAUGAAUCAAAGGAGAAAUAACUAAUUUUUUACAUGGAGACAGAUUGUUAUUGAGGACAGGGAAAAAUAAUUGUACUUGUUUUAUUAUAACUGAGCUGUACUGUAGUGUGUUUGUGUACAUUCAAAUCUGCCUUUAGAAACUUUGAUUUGACUGUCAUUUAAGAAUUACUGAAUUUAAGGACUGUAUUUUGUUGCAUUAUAUUAAAUGUUCAAUAUGUUGCACUUUCAUGCUCAGGAGAAGAGGGGUAUCCCCGCUUAUUUUCUGAUGUAGCAGAAGGGCAAUGCAAUUUUUAAACUGGGCAUAUUUUACAUGAAUAACAGUAAGCUGUUACAGAACUAAGAGAAACGUUACAUGAGGGACUUUGCAUGUGUGGAGAAAUACCCAAGCAAAAACAAAAAACAGGUUUAAGAAAAAAAUGUGUCAUGAUUUUAUUAAACAUGUACUUUUGUACAAAGAUGACUAUGGAAAACUAAUGAUACAAGUGGUUAUCAAUGUUUUUCUCAGGGUUUCAGGGAUUUGGUGUUGUCUACCUUUCAUUGAACUUAUGUUACCUGUCUAAUUACGUAAUUAACAUGAACAGCUACAUAUUUCUGAGUUUUUAAUAUAGAUUAUGUAUAUGAUAUGUAUUGAGCUCAAAUGCUCAAGCUGCAAAUAUUUCUAUUUUACUGACAUCAAAUUUCUUUUGAAAAGGUUCAUCUUUACCAGAAUUGGCAAUAUCACUUUAAAUGAUUACCGUAAAUUAAAUUUUUCAAAAAAUAACUUUACGUUUUUUUUACGCGAUAACAUUAUUGUACAGCAGUAUCUUUUCUCCUGGUAAUAAACUCUUGUUUAAUUUCCUUUUGUAUAUAGUAAAUAGUUUUUCAUCCUAAAUAUAUAUGCUCCUAAGUUUUAUUCACUCGAGUCACACGCUCAUUUUACUUGCUGAUUGCUUUAAGUUUUUUCAUGCCUCUCAGGCAAUUUUUUAUUUGGAUUUUUGUUCUCUUUGAGUUACUACAUAUGUAUUUCAGUUGUCUCUGAAAGUUAUUAAAAGUAAAUUUUUACCCAUCUA
Molecule: messenger RNA, 5287 nt
Organism: Gambusia affinis (western mosquitofish)
Lineage: Eukaryota; Metazoa; Chordata; Actinopteri; Cyprinodontiformes; Poeciliidae
Product: NLR family CARD domain-containing protein 3-like
Exons: 12
Coding region: 206-3700 (1164 amino acids)
Molecular function (GO): protein binding
Source: RefSeq, a predicted model, not a curated record